Molecule: messenger RNA, 1431 nt
Organism: Zasmidium cellare ATCC 36951
Lineage: Eukaryota; Fungi; Ascomycota; Dothideomycetes; Mycosphaerellales; Mycosphaerellaceae
Exons: 3
Coding region: 1-1431 (476 amino acids)
Source: RefSeq, a predicted model, not a curated record
AUGUCCUCCUCCGCCGCUACUCCCACCUCGUUCUCGUCUCCCUCGGCGGCUCAGAAGGUCUACGAUACCCCCGAGCUCUACGAGAUGCUCCUUCUCGCAUCCGACCCCAAAGCCAUACUCGACAGCCUGCACUACGACGCCAAGCUCAUCCUGGUCGUCAAAGCGUCAAAGCCACUUCAACGCAAGCUGUUCCUCGUCCAAGAUCCUGCGCUUCCCCUCACGGGCCUCGAGGAGGGUCAUUACGCUCAUAGCGCCGCUGUCUGGAAGCCGAACCUCUGCCUCGUAGCCCCACAAUACACGGCGGAGCAGAUCACUGUGCGACGCUAUGGGCACAGCUUCCGUCUCCUCGAAGAAGGUCCUGUGUACAGUCUGAUGGUGCGCCCCGGCUUAAAGGGAUACCGGGACAGCAAGUACCAAUUCCGACUGAUCCGCAACGAGGUGGACGAGGAUGGCGAGCCCGACGACUUGGGCUACACACGUCCAGUCCUACCUCCCGCCCACUUGUCCACGUUCCUCUCAGACCGUGCCACGCCGAUUGCCAUGGACGUGCACAACUACCCAUCGUUGGCAAUGCAGCGAUCACAAGAGUUUGAAGGCAUGAAUUGGAAGACAGGAGCUCGUGGCUAUGGAAACAAGACGAUCUGGGUCCCAGCGGGGACGACCUUAGGGGAGAUCAUCGACUGGUUCGAAGUUUAUCUGUCGUGCGAGAUGCCUUGCUCGGGCAUCUUCAACGGUAUCUCUCAGUUCUUGGGAUGUGAUAGUGAUGACACCAAUCGUAUCCUGGAGGCACAGAAGGCCGGAUGGGAAAGGGUCCUGAUCGCAACGAGCUGCGCCUUUAGACGCCGCAUGGUCCGGGCGGGUCGGACGAGCUCUGCUGGUCAAUUCCCAGGGGUCGUCUUCCACGGCAUACUCGUCAUAGCCAAAGAAGUUGAGCAGUGCGAACUCCUCACUGAUCUCCGCAUAGAUGAAGUUCGCAAGAUCCUGGGCAAAGUCAUCAUCAUGAGAGUCCACCAUGAUCAUGAUCUGCUUCAGGGUGGUCUCUGCGUUCAGCUGCCUCACCAUACGCAUUGUCUCCUCAACCCCUUGGCAGAAGAACUUGUGGUGCAGACACUUCACAUGCAGCGCCACUUUCUGGACGAGAACCAUGAAACUAGCCUUCUCAUCGAGAUAGUCAGGCGAGAAAAAUGGCACAUGCCAUCGAUCGCGCAAGUUGUCACGGCAUUGGAUGUCGAGAUCCGCUUCCAAGGUGAAGCCUUCCUUGAAGGCGUCGUUGGCGCAUCCCCGAAAUCGCUUGCUCGGACUGUGCGAAAGAAGAUAUUGCUUGAUCUUUUUUUUAGAGGCGCCAGUGCGAGGGACGUUGUGGCUGCAGAUCAUGACGAGGAGCUCAUCUGGGAGGCGGUGGAGGUGGUCUUGUGGCGUUGGCGCAGGUAG